Messenger RNA from Lolium rigidum, 711 nucleotides. RefSeq names its product deoxycytidylate deaminase-like. The transcript is spliced from 9 exons. Lineage: Eukaryota; Viridiplantae; Streptophyta; Magnoliopsida; Poales; Poaceae. Gene Ontology annotation, molecular function: zinc ion binding; hydrolase activity. The record is from RefSeq and is a predicted model, not a curated record. The coding region runs from base 1 to 711 and encodes 236 amino acids.
AUGGCCUCGACGAGGGAUCUCGCCAUAGUGUCCCUCUCGGCCGCCGCGGGAGCCGUAGCCGCUGUGGCCGCGCAGCGCUUCCUGUCCUCCUACAGGGCAACCAACGCCCAGCCCCAGAACCCGCCCCCGCCGCGCGGCGAGCCACUCCCCGUGAACGGCUCCACCGCCGGGAGCCCACCAGCGCAGGACCACUACAAAAUAACCAAGAGGGAAGGGUUUAUCUCAUGGGACGACUACUUCAUGGCGAUCGCAUUCCUUUCGGCUGAGCGGUCCAAGGAUCCUAACCGGCAGGUUGGAGCAUGCUUGGUUAGCCAAGAAGGCAUUAUCCUAGGUAUUGGCUACAAUGGAUUCCCAAGAGGUUGUUCGGAUGAUAAGCUUCCUUGGGCAAAGAAAUCUGCAAGAGGGGAUCCAUUGGAGACAAAAUAUCCCUAUGUUGUUCAUGCUGAAGUUAAUGCUAUUUUAAACACAAACCAUGCUUCAGCGGCUGGACAGAAGCUAUAUGUCACCAUGUUCCCCUGCAAUGAGUGUGCUAAGAUAAUCAUCCAGUCAGGUGUAUCUGAAGUCAUCUAUUUUGUAGAGAAAAGGAUUGAUAGCUCAGAUCAUGUUUAUGUCGCUUCUCACAAAUUAUUAUCAAUGGCUGGCGUGAAGGUCAGGAAGCAUCAGCCGCAGAUGGCACAAAUACCAAUCAAGUUUGAGGAGCCAAGGAACUGA